CACUAACUGCUUGUCAUUCCAAGAUGGCUGAUGCGAUUUGGCUUGAUUGUUGACGUACUAAGAAGAGUGAAUACUUGCAAAUAAUCUUAUUUUUGAGCAAGCCAGUGAAGUAAAAAAGCCCAAAUAUUGAUCAACGUGCAGUGCAGUGAUUUAAGUGAAAAUGACGCAAUAUUUGCCACCUAAUUUGCUGGCUUUGUUCGCGCCGCGAGACCCCAUUCCGUAUCUUCCGCCGCCGGACAAAUUGCCCCAUGAGAAAAAGUCGCGUGGUUACUUGGGUGUUGGAGCAUUUUUAAAUGAAUUCGAGGAUCCAAAAGACACUCCACCGCCGACGCGUGUGGAAACUCGCGAGGAGCGGCUGGAACGUCGUCGCCGUGAGAAGGCAGAACAAGUUGCGUACAAACUUGAGCGUGAAAUUGCCAUGUGGGACCCAACACAAAUUAAAGGUGCUACCGAGGAUCCAUUUAAGACCCUGUUCGUGGCUAGAAUCAACUACGACACAUCCGAGUCCAAGCUCCGGCGAGAAUUCGAGGUGUACGGACCCAUCAAGAAGAUUUUAUUAAUUCAUAACAAAGAGUCGGGGAAGCCACGCGGAUAUGCUUUCAUUGAGUAUGAGCACGAAAGGGACAUGCACUCUGCAUACAAGCAUGCAGAUGGUAAGAAAAUUGAUGGUAAGCGAGUUCUCGUGGACGUUGAAAGGGCACGAACGGUAAAAGGGUGGUUACCUAGAAAGUUGGGUGGUGGUCUCGGAGGAACCAGACGUGGUGGAGCUGAUGUUAACAUUAAACAUUCAGGUCGUGAAGACAACGAACGUGAACGUGAGCGUUACAGAUUGGAACGCGAACGUGAGGAUAGAGAUCGUCGCGAUCGUGAGCGAGAACAACGUAAGCAUCAGAAAUGUCUACCUUACAAAAACUUGGAUAAUGAAUGUAUUAUAUUUUCACUAGGAUUUGAAAUGAGACGUCGCUCAAGAUCGCCACGAGAACGGCGCGAACGUGAACGAUCGAGACAUCGCAGCCGAUCACGAGAACGUAGAAAGCGAAGGAGUCGUGAACGAGAUGUGGAUGAUAUCGACCGUCGUGACCGACGCGAUAAGGAUCGCGAGCGUGAGAAAGAAAAGAAAAAGAAGAGAUCCAGAUCACGAGAACGAGAUAGAUCGGAGAAGAAACGUGAUAGACGUGACAGGGAGCGUGAUAAGGACCGCGAGAGGAAAGAACGCAAGCCAGAUUUCAGGGAUGGUGAAAUUAAGAUUAAAGAAGAACCAAUUGACGAUUACCCAGAAUAUCCACCACCAAAUAUUGACUAUCAGCAGAAUGCCAUCAAAUAUGAGGACGAGAUUAAACAGGAAUCUGAUAGGGAAAAGGAAAAACAGAAUGGAAACCAACAGAAUUCGUAUAAUAGAGAAGCUGAGGAUGAAAAUCAAGGAUGGUGGCGUUAGUUUUAGUCGACGGUAUUUGAAUUUAUUAUCAUCGUUUAUUCCCUUCUGAAUCCAAAAAGCAGUUUUGCAUUUUCUCCCGAGAUAUUAUUCUGUAUCUUAACUCGAAAUAGGGAACGCAUUCAACUUGAACUGUAAAAAGUAAUUUUACGAAUCUAAACCAGCAUAGAUAUAGUGUGAGAAUAAAAGUAUAAGAAAAACAA
Messenger RNA from Hermetia illucens (black soldier fly), 1635 nucleotides. It is a transcript of the gene snRNP-U1-70K, whose product is annotated as U1 small nuclear ribonucleoprotein 70 kDa. Gene Ontology annotation, molecular function: U1 snRNA binding; mRNA binding. Gene Ontology annotation, biological process: mRNA splicing, via spliceosome. Bases 161 to 1435 code for a protein of 424 amino acids. The transcript has 7 exons. The record is from RefSeq and is a predicted model, not a curated record. NCBI's taxonomy places the organism in Eukaryota, Metazoa, Arthropoda, Insecta, Diptera, Stratiomyidae. Gene Ontology annotation, cellular component: U2-type prespliceosome; U1 snRNP; precatalytic spliceosome.